This is a messenger RNA of Gongylonema pulchrum, 369 nucleotides long. NCBI's taxonomy places the organism in Eukaryota, Metazoa, Nematoda, Chromadorea, Rhabditida, Gongylonematidae. The record is from the annotation of a GenBank genome assembly.
AUGGUUGAUCCGUUGCGCGAACAGGUUAUCAAGUUUUAUGAUGAGCUACCGACGUGGGGGAAGUAUGCUGUCGCUGGCGGAUUUGCCUUAGCUCUCUACAUUCCUUACAAAUAUUUCACAACGCGUGCGAGGAAAACACCAAUCAAGGAUGAUUAUAAGCAGGGUGUUGUCUAUCUGUAUCAGUUUCCACGAGCAAAAUGUAUACCAUCGCAAUCACCGUUCUGCUUGAAGCUCGAGACAUGGCUCCGCAUGGCCGACAUACAGUACGAGAAUGUGUGUAACUGGUUUGUACGUUCUCUGGAAGGCACUUUACCGUUCGUGGAAUACAAUGGAAAAGAAUAUCCAGACUCGUCACUUUCCAUACGGUAA